GUUUGGAAGAUGGAGGUGGAGGGUCCUGCCAAAGAGGCCGUGCCUGCGGACUCACUCUUGAUCCGAAAGGGUCCAGCCUGCCGGCAAACCCCGCCUCCUCCCCUCCGCACCAGUUUUGGCCGAGUCGACGAAGCAUCGAAGACAAGGUCCAGAGACAACAGCCAGUCACAGAGAUAUCUGCGCGCCAGAUGGCCUUCCCUUGCAGCGCCCUGCCCUGCGCGAUCCUCGCUGCUCUUGCGGCACAGGCAUGGGGCACGGCUGUGACGGUGGCCACGUGGAACGUGGCCAGCAUCGAUUGGGCCACCGCCGAGCAGCUGAGCCAGCAGAUCCUCGGCUUCAACGCCGACGUCGUCCUGACGCAGGAGGACGUCGAGUUCGAGCCGCAGCACAGCAGCAAUGGCAUCAGCCUGGAGGGCUACAGGAGGGCUGGCGCCUGCCGGGCGGAACCGCUGUGGGACACGAUGAGUGCCUACGCCUUGGGCGGCCGCUAUCUGCAGAACGCGGUGUACGUCCGCGAGAGCACCAUCAGGGUGGUCCGCAGCUUCAGCCAGAGCCUCUCCGACACGUCGCCGAACCCGCGCUGCGCCGCUUACGUGGAUUUCGUGCCCGCCGACGCGCCCUUUGGCGAAGCGGAUUCCUACGUGGAGCCCUUCCGCGUGGCGAGCGUGCACCUCACGGGCGGCUUCUACGUGGACGGCAGCUGGCGGAACUUCACCGUCGAGAAGCCCAAGCAGGCCCGCAGCGUGCUCAGCUGGCAGCCCGACAUCGCCGCGGGCGACCUGAACUCGUUCUCGGUCGCCGCGCAGGUCGCUGAGAGUCAGGGGUCGUACAGCCCGUUCGUGGAGGCACAGAGCGCCGGGGACGUCGACGAGUACAUCGGCUUCCAGACCGGAGGCGUCGACGAGUUUCUGCGCGGGGGAAUGUACAGGGUGCCCGCGGACGGCGCCACCUCAAGAUGGGGAGGCACCGUUGAUCACGUGUUCCUGCGCAACUCCGCGCGGGUCGGCUGGGCCGCGGGCCAGAGCAGCACCGUGGGGACCUUCAGCAGCUCCGACCACGCGGCCGUGGUGGCCACCGUCGAGCUGUCCUGGGGCGCCGCAGCACCGACGGGCGGCUCGACGCAGGAACUGCCCGAGGCGCGCAUCGCGAUGAUCGUCUCCUGCGUGGCACUGUCGCUGAUAGUGCUCGUCGUCGGCGCAGCCUUGUGGCACGACGUGGUCCGCCGCCGCGCCGCGAGCACGGAGCGUGAGCAGGGGCCAGUGGUCGGCCAGCGGGCGACUGACGGCGAGGUGGACAUCGAGAAGUGAGUCGUGUGAGGAGGAGGAG
Messenger RNA from Prorocentrum cordatum, 1326 nucleotides. NCBI's taxonomy places the organism in Eukaryota, Dinophyceae, Prorocentrales, Prorocentraceae. The record is from the annotation of a GenBank genome assembly.